This is a messenger RNA of Brenthis ino (lesser marbled fritillary), 312 nucleotides long. The record is from the annotation of a GenBank genome assembly. Lineage: Eukaryota; Metazoa; Arthropoda; Insecta; Lepidoptera; Nymphalidae.
AUGUCAACUUCAGAAAACAUUCAACAGUUACAUCAAGAUUUACAAAACGAACUAACAACAGCGAAUCAGUUAUUGAGAUUAAUAUCAAUAGAGGUAAACAAAAUUAAAAAAAUCACUGUUCCAGAGGGAAUACUUGAUACAAAUAUAAAACAAAAUGCAAAGUUGGUUAAAAGUAUUGCAGAUAUGCAGCAAAUAGACAUUUCAAAUCUACCACCAGUAGCAAGGACACAGUUGGACAUGGUUAAUCAAUCAAACCAAAAUUUAUCAUAUGAGCAGCAUGACAGUUUUAGAAAUAGUAUGGAUGAUUCUCAA